AUGGGAGCAGUAGCAGCAUUCGCAGCGCACGCAUCAUCGAGACGUAUUUUUUUUACCGGUGCGCUUCUUCCGAGAAGAAAAAGUCACGGCGUUCGGAAUUUAGGCACCAGGGUACGCGACAGCGCGGGGAAGAACGACCGAGCGAACGAGGAAGAAGAAGAAGAAGACGAAUCCACUUCGAACGCUUUAGCAUCCCUAGAACGCGAACUUUCGUUACAAAUAUCCCUAGAAAACUACGCGGAAGCCGCAAAGUUACGCGAUUCAAUCGCUCUGCUCAAACGAGACGAUUUAGUCGCCGUGGAAACGUGCAACUCGUUAUUCUACGACGCAUUUCGGAGAGGGGAUUUCACCCUCAUGCACUCCAAAGUGUGGGGAAGCGGAGCGCACGUGCGAUGCACGCACCCGGGAAUGCCGACAGUUUUAGGCGACGAGAACGUGAAAGAGUCGUGGCGGAUAGUGUUUGAGUCCAUGGGAGGAGCAGGGGGAAGUGGGAGCGCGAGUUCGUCGACGUCGCAACAGAAGAUGGACGUGAAGUGUAAAAGCGUACAGGCGUACGCCAACGGGAAUUUGGGUAUCGUCACGUGCGAGGAGGUGGUGAUGCGAGCGAGCACGUUGACGUGUACGAACGUGUUUGAGAAGCAGGGAGGGGAGUGGAGGAUGAUUCAGCAUCACGCGAGCGCGGUUUUUCCGGGGUCAGUCGCGGCGGGGGGGAGUAGCGCGUCGUCUUCAUCGUAG
Messenger RNA from Bathycoccus prasinos, 735 nucleotides. RefSeq lists its product with no specific name. NCBI's taxonomy places the organism in Eukaryota, Viridiplantae, Chlorophyta, Mamiellophyceae, Mamiellales, Bathycoccaceae. Bases 1 to 735 code for a protein of 244 amino acids. The record is from RefSeq and is a predicted model, not a curated record. The transcript has a single exon.